Molecule: messenger RNA, 591 nt
Organism: Dictyostelium purpureum
Lineage: Eukaryota; Evosea; Eumycetozoa; Dictyosteliales; Dictyosteliaceae
Exons: 1
Coding region: 1-591 (196 amino acids)
Biological process (GO): cellular response to amino acid starvation; regulation of translation
Cellular component (GO): cytosol
Molecular function (GO): protein kinase regulator activity
Source: RefSeq, a predicted model, not a curated record
AUGAACCCACAUCAUUCAACUACCCAAGAUAUCAACAAUCCAACCACAAAUUCCUAUGUAUUUAUGGGUGCUUUGGCUAAACAUAUGGAUCCAAAGAGUGCAAGUUUCACAUCUAUCAUUGAUAAAUUGGUCAUUGCUCUUUCAACUCCAUCAGAGAAUGUCCAAGUCAGUGUUUCAAAAUGCAUUUCUCAAUUAAUUUCUAGCUUCAAAGAACAAGGCAGUAGAUUAGUUCCAAUCCUUAUAGAAAACUUAAAAUCAUCAUCCAAUAUUUAUGCUGGUAGUAGAGUUGCUGCUUUUGGUUUAGUCGGUACUGAUAAGGGUCUUGGUAUCAGUUCAUUAAAGAAUCUUGGUAUUUUAGAUUCCCUUAAAUCCUGUAUUGAAGAUAAGAAACAUCCAACUUCAAGACAAGGUGCCCUUUUUGCCUUUGAAUGUCUUUGCAAUACCAUUGGUCGUGUUUUUGAACCAUAUGUCAUUCACAUUCUUCCAAAACUUUUAGUUUGUUUUGGUGAUAAUGUUGGUGAGGUUAGAGAUACCAAAGCUACUAUGUCACAAUUAUCAGGUCAUGGUGUUAAAAUUUACCAGCUCUCUUGA